AUGGCAGGACCAGCAAGGCAUCACAGCAUUGCCUGGGGGCCACUCACAAUGCUGCGUUCGCUCGCUCUGCUUUUGUCAUUGACACUGUCGGGGAGUGUGGCAGCGGCCGCCAGCCCCCGCAGUCUGAUUGGUGUCAACUACGGGUCAUUGCUCUCCUCAACGCCCCUCGCCUAUUCUGUGGUAGUCGACUUGAUGCAGAAGAAUGGCUUCAGCAAGGUCAAGCUCUUUGACACCAACUCCGGGGUGCUGUCCGCUCUAGCGGGGACCGGCAUCGAAGUCAUGGUGGCCGCGCCAAACGGCGAGCUUCCAAACCUUGCCGCGAAUGUGAGCUAUGCAAGCAGCUGGCUUGCGGCUAACGUGAAGCCGCACCUGGGGGUGGGGUUUCUCGCGGGAGCAAACAUCACGUGCAUAGCCGUCGGGAACGAGGCGCUGAACCCAUACUUAUACGGCACCAAAUACGUGGGGCUCGUAUACCCCGCCAUGAACAACCUGCUUAUGGCGCUUCAGGCUGCGGGCCUCGACGGGACGAUCAAGCUGACAAUUCCAUUGGAGCCCACGAUCCUUACCGACCUAUCAUUUCAACCUCCUUCCGACGGUGCGUUCCGCCCGGGCGUCCAAGCGGAACUGCAGAAGAUCCUGGCGUUGCUGGACAAGUCGGGCUCUUUCUUCACCGCCAACGUCUACCCUUACCUUCACAUGGGGAGCGACGGACUGGGCACGGACAUUCCGCUGGAGCUGAUCUUGUUCCGCGAGAACGGCAGCUACGUGGACAGCGGAACGGGGCUGCGCUACACGAACGCCUUUGACAUGGGCGUUGACGCCUUCGUCUCGGCCAUAAAAGCUGCGGGAUAUCCAAACCUGGAAGUAAAUGUUGGGGAGGCAGGCUGGCCCACCGACGGCGCUCCAACUGCAACCCCCGCCCUCGCCCGGGAGUUCAAUCAAGCGCUAGUUCAGCACCUUAUCAACAGCCCGGGGACUCCCCUCCGACCGGGAAAACAGGUCACCACGUAUUUCUUCGAGCUUCUCGACGAAGACCAGAAGGACGUGUCCUCGGGUAUCUUUUUCGAGCGGCACUGGGGGCUUUUUACCGAGACGGGAGUUGCCAAGUACGCUUUGGAUCUGACUGGCGCUUCUUCCGGGACGUUAGUCAGCGCCAGCCCUAAACUGCUGCCAACCCAGUGGUGCGUCGCCAGGACGGGAGUCCUCGUCAAGGACUUGCUAGCGGCGAUCCAGUACGCGUGCUACGAGGGCGGCGCGGACUGCACGCCGCUGCAACCGGGCGGCUCGUGCUACGGAAACAACAGCACGUUGCUCCACGCUUCAUACGCCUUCAACACGUAUUACCAGCACCACCAACAGGGGGACAACACGUGUAACUUCGACGGCGUAGCAACAGUUACUCAGAGGGAUCCCUCAACCGGCACGUGCGCGUUCCGGCUCGGGUUGGACGGCAGCUCCAUCGCGAGCGCGACACCGAGCGGAGGCAUCAUCGGAACGACGCAACCUCCGGUGUCGUCGACUGGCGACGAGGGCAGCGUAGCGGAUCAGACGGGUGGAAGCGGAAAAGGGGCCACGCUUCGUUGGACUGCUUUGAUUGUACCCGCCAUUGCGGGCCUCGUUUUCGGAGGUGUUGUGGGUUAG
Molecule: messenger RNA, 1641 nt
Organism: Klebsormidium nitens
Lineage: Eukaryota; Viridiplantae; Streptophyta; Klebsormidiophyceae; Klebsormidiales; Klebsormidiaceae
Source: the annotation of a GenBank genome assembly